Cadophora gregata is the source of this 531-nucleotide messenger RNA. RefSeq lists its product as uncharacterized. Lineage: Eukaryota; Fungi; Ascomycota; Leotiomycetes; Helotiales; Ploettnerulaceae. The coding region runs from base 1 to 531 and encodes 176 amino acids. The record is from RefSeq and is a predicted model, not a curated record. The transcript has a single exon.
AUGAUACUCAGCGGCCUUGAAAUUGUCACCCGACAAAUGGUGCGCAAUCUUCGCCAUGUGGUCCAACAACAGCAACCAUGUGGUGUAGAUCUAACACUUCGCCACGUCUCUAAAUGGACCUCAGCUGCAACAAUCGACUUCGACAACACCAAGCGACAAGGAGCACAAACCUCCGUAUUACCAUUUGACGCCACCAACCAUUCAAUUCCUCUCCCACCUGGCGCCUACUUGGUUGACUUCAACGAGACUGUUCGGAUACCACGGAAUUGCAUGGCGAGUGUAUUCCCUCGUUCAUCGUUGUGGCUUUCGGGCGUAGGAGUCAUUGCCGGUGUCGUCGAUGCCGGGUAUGAGGGGGCCAUGGGAGCACUGCUGGAAGUCAAGAAUCCAAAUGGUGUUGUGCUCUAUGAGAAUGCCAAGCUAGCCCAAAUUGUUUUUGAGCAAAUAUCUGAAGAGGUUGAGGGAUACAACGGAGUUUAUCAGGCGUCCACGAGCAGUGUCGGACGAGAUGGGCCAGAGAAGCGGGAUGAAUGA